Messenger RNA from Fonsecaea erecta, 2340 nucleotides. RefSeq lists its product as hypothetical. NCBI's taxonomy places the organism in Eukaryota, Fungi, Ascomycota, Eurotiomycetes, Chaetothyriales, Herpotrichiellaceae. Gene Ontology annotation, cellular component: cytoplasm. The coding region runs from base 1 to 2340 and encodes 779 amino acids. Gene Ontology annotation, biological process: protein deglycosylation. The transcript is spliced from 3 exons. Gene Ontology annotation, molecular function: mannosyl-glycoprotein endo-beta-N-acetylglucosaminidase activity. The record is from RefSeq and is a predicted model, not a curated record.
AUGGCGCCCACCGAAGAGGAGAAAAAGGACGACCAGGACCGUUUUGUCAAUGGCUUUGCCUUCUUCCGCAAGUUAGAUGACAUCUACGCCUGGGAGCCAAAGGAUGCAGACGUCUUGCAGAUUGCAAACACACCUCUCUACAAGCGGCCCACCGGAGGUGAUCAGAGCAAAUGCAAGAUUCUCGUCAUGCAUGACUACAGGGGCAAUUACCUCCCCUAUGAAGCCUCUCAGGGCUUGACACAGCCUCGGAAAGAUUAUAUUAUGGAGUAUUGGCAGCAUGUUGAGAUCUUCAAUUACUUCUCGCAUCGACGGGUCACGAUCCCUCCACCAGCCUGGAUCAAUGCCGGUCAUAGGAAUGGGGCGCUCGUCUUGGGAACUUUCAUCAUCGAGCCUUUCAGCCAAGAGGAUCCUAAAAGGAUCUUCCACACGUAUUCGCCAACGCCUGCUAAAAUGCCCUAUCGUCUCCCUGACAUCCUGGCUGAAAUGGCGAGCGUCUACGGCUUCGAUGGAUGGCUUCUGAAUUUCGAAAGCAUGAUCGUGGACGGCGCAGAUUUCCAAGAGGAUGCGAACGGCAAGCAGCUCACGAGACAUGAUAAGUGGUCCGACUUUAGUCAAGACGUGCUCAAGACCUGGGUGGCGCAAUUGAAAACCAGGUUGGCCCAAAAAGUCCCACAUGGCAAGGUUAUUUGGUACGAUGCACUGACAAAGAAAAAUAAGGACUACGGCUCUAUGAACGUACUAAACACUUUCAAUGAUCCAUAUCGCGAUGCAGCUGGCUCGAUCUUGAUCAACUACUUCUAUGCGAAUCACGAGCUUGACGCCACGAUCAAAAUGGCAGGGGCGAAACUGGAUACUGUAUAUCACGGCGUUGAUUGUUGGGCACAAACGAACGACGACAUGAAAAACACCUAUGAUCCGGAUUCAGGCCGCCGCACUGCGGGAUUCAGAGAAGAUGGCCAGCUAGAACUUAGAAGGGGAACUGGCCAUGGCGGUACAGCCACCGGCCGGUUUGUCGGCUUCAUCGCUGAGAAGUUGGAUGCAGCGAGGAAAGCCGUCAACGAUGCUUCCACGAAGCCCGGUGGCGCUGGCGUGGGACUCUUCGCACACGGCUGGGCUUAUGAGCAUUUCAUGCCAGGGACCUCCGUGGAUCGUUUCAUGUGGGAAGGCGAACCGAAUUUGACACCGUUGACUGACCCCACAGAUAAGCGUCGUAUGCCUGCCAGCGUAUGGAAGCAGAAACAAGACCUUCGGAGAACCCAGGACAUUGGGUGGCAAGCUGAAUUCGAUUGUCCGUGCAGCCACAGCAUCGUUCAACACCUUUGGCGGCACCCACCCACGGCUAUGGACUUCAAGGACUGGGGCAUCGUCAAAUCAGCUCUGGAGUACCCUGCUGGCACGAAAAGCUUCUUUCACACCGACUAUACAGAGCCGGUCAUCGACCAGUCGGGCCAACAGUAUAGAUACCGACUUGGUCAGCAAUCAGUACUGCCUAUCCCUGGGCGACGUAAGCGGGCGCUCAAUUUCACCAACGCUGGGGAAUCGAGUGGAGAGUUGGAAGCUGUGAUGUCUACGAAAUGCACGCUGCGCAUCAAUCUUCAGAAUAAAGGCAUCAAUGAUCAGUCUAAAGUGAGCGGGUCACUUGUGUUGCACCAGCUCAACAUUGAUGCUGCUUUGAAACCGGAAAUUACUCUCGUCUACAGAAGGCUCAUGGAUACAACAGGCCUACCCAUCCAGCUUUGUGCCAGAAAUGGUGCUCAUGAUGAGCAUUACACUCUUUCGGGGAAGGCCUCCCUGGCUGGACAAAAUGAGACUUUAACGCAGUCGAUCCCCUUGAGGAACACCCAGGACUUCGUUCAGGACAUCCGCAUAACCAUGGACAAUGCGCCCGCAAACACCCUUGCUAGCUUGACCAAGGACGGCGUGGCGGAUCUCAUCGAGAUCAUCAGCCUGACCAUCAAGCCGCAAGAUCACAACUACCCCGACAACAAAAUUACGAAAGCUACCCUCGAGAAGAAGACAGGUAAAACGGGAAGCUACACUCGCCUGAUGUGGACCCUUGCGAAUGACCUCAAUCCCCCCAAACCCCUACCGAACACCACACCUACAACCACACCUAGAAUUCUACCCCUGAGCCCGACCACUAUGCAGUUUUCGCACUUCCAUGUCCGGGCAAACGGUAGAUUCUUGGGUGUGGCCUAUACCUUGGGGUUCCCAAUCAGCGAGGAGGAAAUCAAAAGCUGGCCCGCGGGAAAGGUACACUUUCAGAUCCGUGGCAUCGCCUUCGAUGGGAGUUACAAGGAUUCAGGCGGUUGGGAGGGUGAUUUGGUGCUGCCAGCGUGA